Molecule: messenger RNA, 3992 nt
Organism: Amaranthus tricolor (Joseph's coat)
Lineage: Eukaryota; Viridiplantae; Streptophyta; Magnoliopsida; Caryophyllales; Amaranthaceae
Product: SAC3 family protein A
Exons: 14
Coding region: 470-3478 (1002 amino acids)
Cellular component (GO): nucleus
Source: RefSeq, a predicted model, not a curated record
AACAAAUAAACAUGAUAUUUACUCCCCGUUUCUCCAUUCUUUUUCCUCAUAGCAACCCUGUCAAUGACCAUAACCCUGUAUAUGACUAGUGGUGCCGACUGCGAAUUACCAUUUAUUUACCUUACGCGCAGACAACCCGACCCGAGUUCCCUCUUGCGUUUCCUCCUCCCUCUCCUUCAACUUCUAUCUUGUUCUUGUUACACGAAUCUCUUCUGCAUCUUCAAAUCCUUCUGUUUCUCACUCUCUUACCUUCUUCUACACUUCACUUAAUCAUCUUUUUCUUCUGCACUUUUAAUCUACUGAUUCAUAUUUUACCAUCGUUUUUCUUUGCGUUUUCUCUUUGUUUUUGGGUAUUAUUGUUCGUUCAGUAUUUGCUUUCAAUUGAUUUUUCUAUCUUUUUUUUUUGUGCUACAAUACAAUUAAGAAUACCUAACUUUGAUCAGCAAUUUCAAAGGAUGAUAAAGUAACAAUGGCGAGUGAAGAAAGCGGUGUUCACUCCGUUGCAGCUGCAGUUACUGCUACUGCUGAUCCUAAUUCACUUCAGUAUCAAGCCGAGGGAAGCCAGGUGCAUGCAUAUCAAUAUUACCCACCGACUACGCUGUCCACUCCAGCUGUAUGGCCAGUGCAUGGUGUUGAUCAUUCUAGUACAGGGAACACAGCUGUUCAAAAUGUGAGCUAUCAGUAUAAUCCACAGCAGCCUAACACUGUCCAGGAUUCGGCAAAUAUGCCUGGUAUUGCUUCUACGUCGUCAGCAUCAGGGACAGAUAAUGCUCCAAAUGCAUACACUAGCUAUGGCACCUAUUCAACUUCCACCAAUCCGUAUGGUUAUACAAGUUCUGAAUACUCGAAUUAUUAUAGUGGUUACCAGCAGCAGCCUACUCAACCAUACACUCAAGCUACUGGAACAUAUCCAAACUCAGGUUCUCCUUAUCAGCCUAUUUCCUCAUUUCAGAAUACUGGGUCUUAUGCUGGGUCUACAAGUUAUCCAAGCACUUAUUACAAUCCUGCUGAUUAUCAGACGUCUGGAGCUUAUACUGGAAGCGGUUACAGCAGCCAGACUAACAUAUGGAGUCAAGGAAAUUAUACAAACUAUCCUCACCAGUAUGGGAAUUACAGCCAUGAUACAAGCAGUGGCUAUGGCUCUAGUAAUGUUGCUUCAACUACAAAUUAUCAGCAGCAUUAUCCGCAAUGGGCAGAAUAUUACAGUAGUCAGACUGAGGUUACUUGCGCUCCUGGAACGGAAAAUACUACUGUUACAACUACUGCUCCAUUAUCCUGUCCUAUUCUCGGAGUUUCUAGUGGGUAUGUAACUCCUGCUAGUCAGCCACAACCAUCUUAUACCCCCUCUUGGAGGCCUGAGAUUAGUCCCGCUGCAUUGCCUUCACAACAGACAAGCAGUACGUUAGGUGCAUAUGAUGAUUACUGGAAACACGCCGCUCAAACUUUCCAGCACCAACAUGCUUCUACUUCGCAGUCCAAUUUUCAGAAGCCCUUAGAUAUCAACCUUUCCUAUCCUAGUGUUCACGAUCAACAGCAGACUCUUGUACCACAGGUACCCAAGUCACAGUAUACUGAGGCGCAACAGACUCCUCCACAACCCUUGCAACCCCUUACUCCUGUAGACACACUGAGGGUUAGUAAAUUUCAGAUUCCAACCAACCCUAGAAUUGCUUCAAAUUUGUCUUCAGAUUUGCCCAAAACUAUCAAGGAAACUCUCACAUCAAGUGCUACAGCAAACCCUGCCUAUGUUAGUAUUUCAGUGCCAAAGCCAAACACCAAGGUUAUGUCUAGCAAUGCUUCUGACUCAAAUCUCAAGCCUGGGGUAUUCCCUCCAUCACUUCGGGGUUAUGUGGAGAGGGCCUUGGCUCGCUGCAAGGAUGAAAAGCAACGAGCUGCAUGUCAGGAAGUUAUGAAGGAGAUAAUUACUAAAGCAACUACAGAUGGUACAUUAUACUCACGCGACUGGGACACUGAGCCCCUUUUCCAGUUGCCUGAUACAAGCUUAGUGAAUAAUCAACAGAGUACGGCACCAGUUGUGUCAUUGCCCAUAUUUAAAAGAAGUCCUAGUAGACGAACAAAAAGUAGGUGGGAGCCUUUGCCUGAAGACAAACCAAUUGAACAACCAGCAUCCACCGUUCAGGAUUCAGCCCGACAUGGGGUGUGGGCUCAAUUCAAUGGAAGGGAUCACAAGGUUGCUGCUGGAAAACCUGAUAGAAAGGAUGCGAUUUUCAGCAGAUUUUCUACAGUGGAACAGACCAGUGCUAGUAGAAGUGCUCACAGGCCUUCUAAGAGACAGCGCUUUAGUAAUGACUUCAAUGCUUCUGAAAAUGGUGAUGCCUCAAGUGAUAGUGAAAAAGAAUCAAGUUUGACGGCAUAUUACUCUGGAGCAAUCACACUUGCCAACUCUCCAGAGGAAAGAAAGAGACGUGAAAAUCGUUCUAAACGUUUUGAGAAAGGGAAUGGACAAAGAGCCGAGAAUCAUUACAAACCUAAGAGUAUUAGUUCUCGUAACUUAUAUGCUAGAAGGGCCACUGCAUUUAUUCUAAACAAAAGUUCUGAAGAUGGUGGUUCUAGGGCCGUUGAAGAUAUAGACUGGGACGCUCUUACAGUUAAGGGUACUUGCCAGGAAAUCGAGAAACGCUAUCUGCGGCUUACUUCUGCACCUGAUCCAUCGACCGUUAGACCCGAAGAAGUGCUAGAGAAGGCUUUGCAUAUGGUUCAGAAUUCACAGAAAAAUUACCUUUACAAAUGUGAUCAGUUAAAAUCAAUUCGUCAAGAUUUAACUGUGCAGAGGAUACGUAAUGAACUAACUGUUAAGGUUUAUGAAACUCACGCUCGACUUGCUCUUGAAUUUGGUGACUUUCCAGAGUUCAAUCAGUGUCAAUCACAGUUGAAAUCCUUGUAUGCUGAAGGUAUUGCUGGUUGUUACAUGGAAUUUUCUGCUUACAACUUGCUCUCUGUUAGCUUGCACUCCAAUAACAGGAGAGACCUGCUAUCGCUGAUGUCAAGAUUAUCUGACGAAGCUAAAACGCAUCAGGCCGUGAACCAUGCACUCUCUGUUAGGUCAGCCUUCACAUCAGGGAAUUAUGUCUUGUUCUUCCGACUAUAUAAGUCGGCACCUAAUUUGAACACUUGUCUUAUGGAUACACGCGUGGAAAAAAUGCGCUUUGAGGCUGUGAAAUGCAUGUCUCGUAUGUAUCGACCUACUAUUCCUGUUUUAUAUGUUGCUCAAGUUCUUGGAUUCAACAGCUUAUCCGAAGGUGAAGGAGGUGAUGGGAGAGAUGUAGAUGGAGUAGAGGAAUGCACAGUAUGGUUGAAGGCACAUGGUGCAUGUCUUAUUCCAGAUAAUAAUGGUGAAAUGAUGAUUGAUGCCAAGGUCACCUCAUCUAGUCUCUAUAUGCCUGAACCUGAAGAUGCUGUAUCUCAUGGAGACACCAAUCUUGCUGUGAAUGAUUUCUUUACUCGAGCAUCAACAUAACUUUGUGAUACUUUCCUGACCAUUGAUUGAUAAUGAGCAAAUCAUUUAGGGGGCGGGACUCAAUUUUAGAAAAGUCUGAGCCUCUGGGAUUGACUGUGGUAAGACGCAUUCCUUGGAGGAAAUGAUACCUUGUGUCAAGGGAAUAUACCGAUGAUAUUUGAGACACCAGAGAUGGACAGCAUAUCACGAAGACGCUGUUGAUUGACAUGGAGGGGCAUAAAUGCCAUGAUAAUCCUUUUAGCAACUGAUAUGUGGAAGAUUAGUUUGUAAUCAUGUUAGUGAAUCUAGUUGUAACAUCUAUUCAUUCACUUGUUCUACCAAAACGUACAUAUAGGAAAGAAAAGCAACACGAAUCAAUUUAUCAUGUAUUUUGGUGUAAUUUUUAUCAAUUUUGCUUCCUAGUCAAACAUCCAUUUUUACUCGUGUGUCCAUAUGUUUGUGUGUUCAAGACCUCAUUUAUAGAUGUUCCGUUAUUUCGAAUGUUAUGACAAUUAUCACCAAAACUUAAUCGGGA